UUAAUAUUGCAAAGACCAAUGUUGAAAUUUUACAACUCCAACCUAGAAUUUGUGAUCAUAAAGCAUUCUAUCGAUUUGUGGAAGUAUUAAAGAAAAUGAAAGAUUUCAUGAAUGACAUUUCAAACUUGUCAGGCUGGAAGAAAUAUAUAUUGGCAAAUUCAGUUUAUGAAACUUUUACACAAUUGAUUUCCGAAUUCGACAAAAGCAUGGAUAAUUUACAUUUUAUGAUAACUAUUUCUAAUGAAUAA
Messenger RNA from Racocetra persica, 248 nucleotides. NCBI's taxonomy places the organism in Eukaryota, Fungi, Glomeromycota, Glomeromycetes, Diversisporales, Gigasporaceae. The record is from the annotation of a GenBank genome assembly.